Molecule: messenger RNA, 1379 nt
Organism: Durio zibethinus
Lineage: Eukaryota; Viridiplantae; Streptophyta; Magnoliopsida; Malvales; Malvaceae
Product: kihadalactone A synthase LFS-like
Source: RefSeq, a predicted model, not a curated record
GUCUUAACUUGAUUUGUGAAGAUAAAUUCCAUAAUUUGUCAGCAUGAAACAGCUAUAAAACUCUUUACUUGGACCAAAGCAAGUUGUUGCAGCAGAAACGAAAAAAAAAUGCCUGAAGCUCUUCAACUACCCAUCGUUGACUUGUCCUCACCAGAUAGCCUCUCCAUCGCCAACUCUAUCCGUCAGGCGUGCAUUGAACAUGGUUUCUUUUACCUCGUGAAUCAUGGGGUGGAGGAAGAAUUGCUUAAGAAAGUUUUUGAGCAAAGUUCCAAGUUUUUUUCACUCCCAAUUGAAGAAAAGAUGAAACUUUCUGUAAAGAAUUACAGAGGUUAUACAGCACUGUAUGCUCAAAAGCUUGAUUCUUCUUCAAAUGCCAAAGGUGACACUAACGAAGGUUUCUAUGUUGGUCCACUAGCCGAUCACCUCAACCAAUGGCCUUUAGAAGAAGAUCUGCCAUCUUGGAGAAGCACAAUGGAGACUUAUCAUAAAAAAGUGCUGUCUGCUGGGACUAAAUUAAUUUCCUUAAUUGCCCUGGCUUUGAAAUUGGAUGAAGAUUUCUUUGAAAAAAGGGGUGCACUGAAUGAACCAUAUGCGUUUAUCCGCCUAUUACACUAUCCAGGGGACUUGGAGUCUUCUGGUGAAGAAAUUUAUGGUGCUUCUGCUCAUUCAGAUUUUGGAAUGAUGACUCUUCUAGUGACUGAUGGUGUUCCAGGGCUUCAGGUUUGUAGGGAGAAAUCCAAGCAACCGCAGGUUUGGGAGGAUGUGCCAAGCAUGAUUAGCGAUGGCAGAUUGUUCAUGGCAUUCAUUGUUAACAUUGGGGACAUGAUGGAGAGGUGGACAAAUUGUUUGUUCCGGUCAACACUGCACAGGGUGCUGCCACCAGGACAAGAACGCUACUCUGUUGCAUUUUUCAUGAAUCCCAACAAAGACAUUAUAGUGGAAUGCUUGGAAAGCUGUUGCAGUGAGUCUUCUCCCCCAAGAUUUCCACCCAUCCGUUUGUUGGACUACCUGGAAGAGCGUCUUAGUCUUGCAUAUCGCUUGUAGUUGAAGUCAUGCCUCAUUUUCACGGAUUGUAUGCUACAUCUGGUUGUGCCAAGCUCUCUGCUGUUAAACAAAUUGCUAACAUUGCAAUCAAUACUUCACAGCUAAAGAGAGGCUUAGAGCCCUCAGAUACUAUAAUAAUCAGUCUUAUGAAAUAAAAAAAGAAAUGGAAGAAACGGAAAUAGAAUAUCUAGUUUGCUUGUGCUAUGAAUUCUUCGCUAUAAUUUGCAACUAUUUUUAAGAGGUAUUUUCAAAAAAUAAGAUAAAUUCAUUGUAUUGAUAUGAAAUAAUAUUUUUUUUAAUUAUUAAAAAAAAAAGAAUUAAUUAUCGUUAAACAA